Molecule: messenger RNA, 912 nt
Organism: Penicillium olsonii
Lineage: Eukaryota; Fungi; Ascomycota; Eurotiomycetes; Eurotiales; Aspergillaceae
Source: the annotation of a GenBank genome assembly
AUGACCUCGACACAAACCUCUUUCCACAAAAGCCCUUCCAAAAUGGGCAAGUUUCGCCCCAGCAACAUCCUGGGCGAUCCCUUCGCGCUCGCGACCGUCUCGAUUUCCAUUCUGGCAUGGCUGAUCGCUUUCAUCUCAUCGAUCAUUGCCGACGUGCAAAAAGCCAAGUACCCUAACUACUCGUGGUGGGCGAAUUGCUACAUGUUCUGUGUGAUUACGGGGCUUGUUGUGACCUUCGGCACGGACACGGGCCACCUCUAUGGCGUCGCAAUCGUCGGCUACCUAGGUUGCGGCCUGGUCCUGACCUCCCUGAGCGCCAACAACCUGAUCUACGAGAACCAAGGCUCAAUGCAAGCCGCCGGCGCCGGAUUCAUCCUCCUCUCCAUGAUCAUCAUCAUUUGGAUCUUCUACUUUGGAUCAACCCCACAGGCCACCCACCGCGGCUUCAUCGACUCCUUCGCCCUGAACAAGGAGCAACCCGCCGAACCCUCCUACCGCGGCAGCCGCCCCAUGUCCAGCGCAUUCGGCGCCCGCCCAGAGACAAUGGCCACCAACAACACCCCCCAGAUGUACACCUCCGCCCAACUCGGCGGCUUCGAGACCUCCUCCCCCGUCUCCGGAUACCCAGGUGGAGCACCAGGCGCCGAGCGAGCCUCCUCCGCGCCCCGCUUCGGAACCCCCAGCAACGCAGGCAACGACCAGGAAGCUGGCGAGGUGCCCCAGCCCACCGACUACCCGUAUCGCGCCAAGGCGAUCUACUCGUACGACGCGAACCCCGAAGACGCGAACGAGAUCAGCUUUGCAAAACACGAGAUCCUGGAGGUGUCCGAUGUCAGCGGUCGAUGGUGGCAGGCCCGGAAACAGAAUGGAGAAACUGGCAUUGCGCCCUCGAACUAUUUGAUCCUUCUGUGA